Pistacia vera is the source of this 1414-nucleotide messenger RNA. Its product is annotated as probable E3 ubiquitin-protein ligase RNF217. Gene Ontology annotation, molecular function: ubiquitin protein ligase activity; ubiquitin conjugating enzyme binding; zinc ion binding. The record is from RefSeq and is a predicted model, not a curated record. The transcript has 2 exons. Gene Ontology annotation, cellular component: ubiquitin ligase complex; cytoplasm. Gene Ontology annotation, biological process: ubiquitin-dependent protein catabolic process; protein polyubiquitination; positive regulation of proteasomal ubiquitin-dependent protein catabolic process. Bases 552 to 1331 code for a protein of 259 amino acids. Lineage: Eukaryota; Viridiplantae; Streptophyta; Magnoliopsida; Sapindales; Anacardiaceae.
AUUUUCUCACUGUUUCUUAAUCCCAAAAGUGAACAAUAAUGGUCAAGAUCAAAAACCAAACAAGAAGGAGGGUCCUCACUAUUUCUCCAUUUUCACAUGUUGGUUGAGGGACACCAUCAUGUGGCUUGAAGACGGAUACGAAACCCCACUUUCAUCAGCAAUGCUCUUGAUGAGAUGGAGAGAUGGUAGAAUCAUACACUACUGGAAGGGGAAUGCCUGGACGACUCCUUAUCUCAUUUAGAGUAGUACUCAAAUAAUAGAAAAUCAAUACAAAUUGAAUUUUCUUAGAAAAAGAAACCCAGUGUUUCACAAAUAUGUAAGAGCGAAAAAUUAUGAUUAAAGCAAAACUUCAACAAGUUCAAACUAAUUAAUCCUCUUUAAUUGUGAAAAGACAUCCGUCUUAAUUAGGUACACCUCUAAGGUCCUUUGAUAAAUAAAAGAGUGAUCUCCAUCUUAUAUUAUAGUAUUUGUAUAUGAACAGCCCAUAAAAGAAUCACGUGAUACUUAAAACACAAGCGAGAGUUACAAAAACCCUAAGAUUACCGCUAGCCAUGGAAGACCCACGGCAAGAAGAACUAGAAGAAGAAGAAGAAGAAGAAGUUAAUGCAACAACAGGAAGUUUCAUUUGUGAGGUUUGUGUUGAAUCUAUAUCCGAGAACAAGAAAUUCAAGAACAAUAACCAUUGCGUUCACCAUUUUUGUGUAAUCUGCAUUGCCAAAUAUAUUGAAACGAAGAUCACAGAUAACACAGCGAAGAUAAAAUGCCCAGGAUUGAAUUGUCAGCAAGUUUUAGAUCCUAUUUCUUGCAGAGAAAUUAUUCCACAAAGUAUUUUCUCAAAGUGGUGCGAUGUUCUUUGUGAUAAUUACAUUCUAGGGUUUGAAAGGAGCUAUUGCCCAAAUAGGAAUUGCAGGGAGUUGGUGGUGAAUGAGUGUGGUGAGAAUUUGAAGAAAAGUAAAUGUCCAAAUUGUGAGGAAUUAUUUUGUUUUGAGUGUAAGGUGGCAUGGCAUGCAGGGUAUGGAUGUGAAGAAGGUAGAAAUAUGAGGGACGAGAACGAUAUUUUGUUUGGGCAGCUUGUUGAGAAGAAAGCAUGGAUUCAGUGUCCUGGUUGUGGACACUGUAUUGAACACAGAGAUGGCUGUUUCGUUAUCACAUGCAGAUGUAACACUCAUCUUUGCUAUAAAUGUGGGAAAGAGCUUGUAGCUGCAUCGUCAUAUAGAUGUAAGUGCAGUAAAUAUAAUGUUUUACAUAUUGUACAUGAGGGUUAUAUAGCUACCAUUUUAGGAUUAGUCAUUUUAUUAUUUUAUUAUAUGUUUGUGAAAGGGAUUACUUGAUUAAAUCUCUGAUAGUGGAAGAAAGAAUUUUUGGGAUCAAAUCCCUCUUAUAUUAACCUUGAAGUAGUAUUGCUUUAAUUUGA